Pelobates cultripes (western spadefoot toad) is the source of this 25467-nucleotide messenger RNA. NCBI's taxonomy places the organism in Eukaryota, Metazoa, Chordata, Amphibia, Anura, Pelobatidae. The record is from the annotation of a GenBank genome assembly.
GUCUUUUCUUUGCUCGUGCCGCGCGGUGAUUGGCUGUGGAGCCGUGACAGGCAGGCGCCGCGGCGAAUUAGCGAGCAGCCCGCGCUGCCCCGGUUUUCCCCUGCAGUGAGGCGGAGAGGGUUGGCCGCACGGUUGUCAGUCGGAGAGAAACAGCCAUGACGUCCACACACACCUUUCAAGGGCUGGACAGCGACAACAAGACCAGCUCCCGGUGAGUGAAGGCCUCAAGGGCUAGCUGUGAGGCGGGUUUUAUUAUUCCUCCGGCCCGGCUGUGCCCCCGAGGGUGGGGGAGGGAAAGGCUCCUCAGACAGGAAGCUCUGAGACACAGGGCCCAUCCAGGCACCGUCUGCAGCCGCACUGGCACUCAGGAACUCGCUCUGGGCAACACAGCCCUCUGUGGACUACAUCUCCCAUGAGGCCCAGGUAGCCACUUGCCUGACUGAGCAUCAUGGGAGUUGUAGUUCACAGCAGCUGUAAUAGGGAAGAGGCACCAGGCAGGCUGUGCUGGCACUCAGGGGGUUAAUUUAUGAUCUCUGUAGUUAAUCUAUAUCAGGGAUAGGCAACCUGGCACUCCAGAUGAUUUGGACUACACCUCCCAUGAUGCUUUGCCAUUAUGGGUGUAAAAGCAUUAUGGGGGAUGUAGUGCAAAACAUCUGGAGGGCAGAAGGUUGCCUAUGCUUGAUCUAUAUCAUUGUCAGCUUUACAAAGUCCUUCUAAAAGGGUUUAUUAUAGGAAAUGUACAGGGAGAUCACACCGCUCCUGCCAGGACUGGGCUUCCCUCAACCCACAUCACUUUAAUCUGGUGUGUGGUGAAUGAAAAGUGCUGCCCUGCAGUAAGUGGAGUGGGUUAUAGGGCAUUAUGGGAAAUUUAAUUUCUCGCAGGCGUAUCCGUAAAUGUGUCAGUUGGUUCAGUCCACCUCAAAUUUUUAAGCAAAAAUAAAUUCCACGUGAAAGAAAUAAAAUUCUCCAAGUCGGCUGUGUUCAGUCAGUCAUUUUGGCUAAAAAUUCAAAUUUAAAUUCACUUUGAAUUCUGAACAAUUCACCCUUUCAGGAAUAAAACUGAUAACCUGAUGUCUAGUGAUGUCAGCUUGCUUAGGUGUGAAGGGCCAACCUGCAUGGACCUAUAUUCCUGGUUUGCGUCCUUAAAAAAAUAAAUAAAAAUAAGGUAAAAAAUCUCUUGGAGUGUGUUUUCAGGACAGCAGUAGUCAUUCUGUAGGUACAUGGUGGUAUCCAGGGCUGUGGAUUCAGAUUUUCAGAGAAGGCCCUCUCACAGAAAAUGUGCUUUAUAUAUUAUUAUUUUCAGACAUUUCAAAAUGAACAAGGUGCACGUAUAAAGAGGGCGAUUUACAUGUAAAACUGUACAGGGAAUUAUUUCAUGUACACCGAAUUAUACUGAACUGAAAACCAUUACAAAAUGUAGUAAUGUAACUAUAUCAAAAUUCUAUCACAAGACUUCUUGUGACAAAGGGAGAUAAACUGACACAGUAGGUUCUAGGGGCCUGGCCUAUGAGCUUACACUUGUCUUAUUUAGAAAAUACGAUAUCUCCAUGUUUUAUCAAGUAGAUCUGGUUGCAUGUUUCUGCCAAGUGCCUUGUGUACAAAGCAUUGUCUUGAUGUGGCUUUGCACGGGAGGUAAUCUGCUCUGCCUGUGCUUUGUUCUGCAUUCUGGGCAAUUUCUCAUGUUUCCCCUCUCUUUUUUUUUUUUUUUUAACACUGUUGAUGGUUCUUAAAUACAUUAUAUGUAUUACCUCACCAAGAUUAGUGCAGCAUGUUAAUGUGUGUAUUUAUUUACAAUAAAACAUGGCCACACCUAAAAUUAUAAUUCAUAUAUUUGGCCUUUAGAAGAAGAUGAGAUGCAGUAGAAUGUGCUAAAAGACCGAUGAAAGAGUCUUGUUUGGACACAAUAGAAAAGAUCCUUUUUAGAUGUGCUCCAUCCGGACAUGCAAGUGAAAAGGAAGUAUUUAAUAGCUUGGAGGAGCUUGACAUUAAAUGUGACUAACUCAUUAAUGCAGAACUAAUACCAGCAAGCAGACCCCUCCCUGGCUAGAUGCAUGAAGUGUAGUUUUAUGUGAGUCUGGACAUGUGCUAAAUUCUCUCUUGUAGAUGCAUGGUAUUUGCUUCUAGCCAUAACUAUCUUUAUAAAUAAAGACAGUGCUUUAUAUGCAGGAAUAAAGCUUUCGUAUUCUCAUAAAAUGGGCAGAGGUUCCAGACAUAAUUCUUCUUGUCUGUGGUAAUUCUAUUUAAUUUCGAAGACUGGAACAAAAACCACUGACUCUCAUCACAGACACAAAAGAAGAUAGCAAACCAAGUUGGUGGAUUUUACAAUGUACAAUGGUACAUAUUGACUCCAUAUGCUGGGAUCACAAUAAUCUAGUCAGACAUUUGGUAAUCUAUGGUUCUCCAGCCCCUGUUCUAUCAAAAUGAAUGCUGUCCUUGCAUCCUUACAGCAAUAAAACAUUAAAAGGGGACUGUCAACCUUGAUUUAAAUGAGUGCAGUGUUUAUGGUUCUGCCUGUUAACGGCACCCCUUUGCAGUAUUUGAUAUGCACAUGUGGUAUGUAUCUUGUCUGUGCACUACACCCAUUUUAACAUUAAACAAACUGUUCUGGGCAGACUACAUGGGCCGACUGGUUCUUAUCUGCCCUCACAUUCUAUGUUAAUCUGUACUGAUUAACCCCAUAAGGUAUUGGUUUCCCAUAAUGUUCUCACAAUGGGUUUAUUCACCAUGUCAGUUAUGGUGGGAAAUUAACAACGUAGUUGAGAAACAUAGGUUGACAUAACUGAACAUAAAAACUAUGUAGUAGUUUUCCAGAUUGCUUGUUUUGUCAUAAAACUUUUCCUUUGUCAAUUCUCAAAUUGUUGGUUUAGUUAAUUAUAUCCUAAAUGGGCUCUAAAGGGACACUAUGAGCACCAUAACUACUAGCCCUGUUGUAGCCUAUCUUUACCUCCCAAGGUUUGACAGAUAGUAUCUCUUCAGAUGAUAUAGCAAGGUUAUAAGCCUCGCUGUGCCACGUUAUGACAAAAGCGUGGCUUGUUUAUAAGACAAAGUAGUUUUGAUACAUUGUCUCAUAAAGGCUUCUUAUUGUAUUUGCAUUGUAACAAAGUUCCAAUUGGAGCUUUUUGUAAAGUCUCUAUCUUCAAUCUCUGAAAGCCUGGUUUCUUGUCCAACAAAUGAACCAACAAAUGCAUGUAACAUCUAUUACUAUGUCCAUGUAACACAAGACCAAUCCUUCCUCCACUUUGAGGACACUUGUAACAUCUUGCUAGAAAGAAUAUAAUGGAUACAAGUAGCCCUGCAUGAUUGUGCUGGAAGCAGUCAUCUGAGACUGACCGUUACCAUUGUAGGUGUUCUGUAACUUGACACAUUCUAUAUAUCAUCUUGGCAAGUUUGUAUGGACAGAGUUACCAUCUUUCAAACAAGAGCAGUAGAGUGUUUCAUUAUUAACAAUGUUUAAACAGCACAGCACAGGGGUCUAUAAUCCCUCUUUGCUACAAAUUCCAAAUCCAACCAGUUUUGCCUUUUUUAAAUUGGUCUUAUUUAAACCACUUUAAAGAGGUUUUUCACAACUGAUUAGCUAGGUUGUGAUAUUAUUUGUUAAAAUGUGCUAGUUUCACUUUUUUAAAUACCAUUCCAGGCGACCAUGUAAAUGUAAAUUAAUUGAACCCUUGCAGCACAUGCUCCUAUACGGAGUUGCAGAAGGAAUGCUUGAUUGCGCUUGCACUUGUGACAAUUCUGUAUAGCUUACUGAUCAUGCCAGAAGCAUCAUGGAUUGGUGACCUUUUGGAAACUGGAAUUACAUUUACAGAGGCGAGGAAACUUGUCACUUCCAGAGAAAUCUUCUAAAAAUGUCUUGGGAAGCGCACGCUGGCAAACUUUGAGGGACAAAACUCCUCAAUAUGACAAAUACAUUGCCAGGGCACAACUUGCUCGCUAACGGCACAUUUGUGGACUUCAGUAUUUAUUUCAUAAUGUCUGGAGAAGUGACUGCUCCUCUUUUAAUAUAAAAUAUACAUAAUUUCCUAGAAACUAAGCCACCCCACCCUCUCCCCCGUGCAUUAAUCUAACUGAAAUAUUCCUUAGUUACAUUUAUGAACUAUUGACAUCCAUGAGAUGAAUAUCCCAUAGUCACUAUAGUAUUUUCGUGAUGUUAAAAUUGCUGGAGGCCUACCUUAGAUUUCACAUUUAUACCAUGCUCACCCUUCUGGCAUAUAAAGUUAUUUUAUUUACAUAUAUUUAAAACUAGUAGAGUGAAUUUAUUUUUCUGUAACAUGGCUGAUUUUGCUAACCUAAUGAUUUAGAAAAUGUCUUUGUGUAGUCAAGACUAGGAGAACAAUAACUCAAUUUUUAUUUUAUUUUUUUUGUCCUUGUCUUUUGACUAAUCACCUCUUUGUGUGUAAAGUAAUUUAAUACUUCACAAGGCUUGGACAUCUCUGCAGGAGGCCCUGGGUGUGAUCAGUCAGGCCGUGCUGACUCAAUGUAGGCACAACCCUAAAGGGUGGCAUUAUUGCAGCAUGGUAGUUUUUUUAUUAAUAAAGUGUCAAAAUGGAAUUUGUACAUAAACUCAAUUAGCCGAGACCUGCAGGUUUUUUUUUCCCCCUCAAUAUUUGACUAUGUAAAUUCUUAUUUUUAUAUUUUUAAAAAUAGGAUUGUGCUGGGAAUUUUUUUUUUUUUUGUAUUUUUUUUUUUUAAUUGUGUGAAUAUUUUUCUUCUGCUAUAAGGGGUAUAUUCAUUAAACACCUAAAUAUAGGCUUAAAAUAGCAAGGCUGUGACUAGAAUUAAGUUUUCCCUGUUAUUUAUUAUUGAAUACAUUCUGCAGUCUUCUGAAUAAAACACAUUGCUUGCAUAUUUAUAUAAAGGAAAUGACAAAUUUAGUUUAUUUUUUAUUUUGGAAGAAUACAUUAAGAUUUCCUAUGUUUUCAAGUACAUCCUGGAGUAGAUGACCGUUGUGUAUUUAGCAAAGUACUACAAAUAAGGAUAGCUGAUUUAGGAUGGAGAUGUUGUAUUCUUGGGGUUCUUAGUUAAUUUUACAGGAAAACCUUGCAAAUAGCAUUGCAUGAACAAAAUCCAUUUAGUAUUUGAGGCAACCUUGUGUUUUUUUGUUUUUGUUUUUUUUUUAAAGUCCUUGUGAUUAGAUGCUUUCAAUUUAGCCACAUCUGUGGUUCUCCUGAAGCUUUAUUUAUUAAUGGCUGUGGUGUACCCUGGUGAGGCCUAAAUAUUUAAUUAUAUCAAAAGUGUAAGGGCUGUAAUUGGUAUUCAUGCUGUUACAAACCACAGUGUUUAGAAAAGGGUCUUUAAAAAAAAAAAAAAGUAUGGGGUCUCUUCCCUAAUUAUUGAAAACUACGGGGACAACCUAGUAACCCCCACCCCCCCACCCCCCCAAAAAAAAACAUUUAAAAAAUAAAUAAAUCACUAUUUAGUACAUAUGCCCCAAUUAAAAUCCCAGACUUUCAGGGGCCUCCUCCCGCUGGACUAAAAGGGUUAAAACCCUUUAGCCAAUUACCUUAAUCCAGCGCUGGGCUCCCUUGGCGCUGGUGACCUCUUCUCCCCCUGCCGACGUCCGCUCCAAAUGCGCAUGCGUGGCCAGAGCCGCACGCGUAUUCAAACCGCCCAUUGGAAAACAUUACUCAAUGCUUUCCUAUGGACGUCAGCGUGUCUCAAUGCGAUUUUUGCAUUGAGGAUUGCGGAAGCGGCUGUCAGGGAGACAGCCACUAGAGGCUGGAUUAAUCCUUAAUGUAAACAUAGCAGUUUCUCUGAAAAUAUGUUUACAGCUGCAGGGUUAAAACUAGGGGGACCUGGCACCCAGACCAUUGAGCUGAAGUGGUCUGUGUGCCUUUAGUAGUCCUUUAAUGGUUUGUGGACGUUUUGCUUUUUUUUUGUAACUCUUUCAUUGAGUGGUAAGUGCAUAAAAUAUACAUGGCAGUCAGAUGUUUAUUGUUUCUAAGAAUAUUUCUAUAUGCCUAGUGAACAGUUUGUUAUUGUUCAAUUUAAUUUUCUGGUGGUAUAUUGAAGAGGGGGCAGAUGAGACCCAGCACAUGCUAUCUUCUGUUUCCAGCAGCUCCUCUUUAAAACUUUCGCAAGCUUGGUAUGUCACGCAGAGAGUUGCCUUGGAAACCGCAGAAACGCUUUAUUUUAAAGCAAUGUAACAGAAUCAUAAGUGAGCACCAUGUUUGGCUUAGUCACUUCCUUGUUUCAUGAGAUUUUGUCAGAGAUUUGGUGAGGUCAUUGCAGAUCUUGCCCAGCCCAGGGCUUUGCAGGAUAUACAGGAACUUCAAAUAUGGUUUUUUUUUUUUUUUUUUUUACUUUAUCCAUUACAUUUGCAAUUUUCUUUUAUGUACCGUCUAUAUAGGAGUAAAAUCCAAAGUGGGGUGUUCCUUUAACAAACUGUAUUCACUUACAAAAUCAGUAGGAUUGAAUGUCCCUAAGUAUACUUGGUUGGAGAGAUUGCCUUGAUUCUAUUUCCAGUAUGUGCAUGAUGAUGUAUUUAGCAGUCUCACCAGAUUCCAGAUGUUCUACUGCAAAUGUAGUAAUGUGUAAUGGAACUGUAACUGUGUAUCAAGAGUUUAACACAAGACAAAUCAUUAUUCAUUAAAGGGAUACUAAAUUCACCAGAACCACUUCAACUUAAUGUAGUGGUUUUGGUAGUGCAGUCUUAGCUCAGUUAACACUGCCUUUUUAGUGAAAAUAUAGUGUUUAGAUUGCUGGCUAGUAACACCUCCAUUGGCAGUCACUCAUAUAGCCACUAGAGCUGCUUCCUAGCCCAGUGCUGCACAGUGUGCACCUACAUUUAAUGUCUCCACACUCUGCAUGAAGGUGUUGAACGCUCCCCAUAGAGAUGUAUUGAUUCAAUGCAUUUUUGAGUAAAUGCUGAUUGGCGCAUGCUCAAUAGCCUCCCAAUGCUUUUCUGUAGGGGAAGCAUUAUUGCUUGAGAUCAAGAUUAGUGAUCUCCACCAUGGAGGCCAGCCGCAGCAGUGGAGAAGGGGGCUGGCGACCUAAAUAUGUAUUCAAACACCAUAUGUUUGCAUAUUUAGUUAUGAAUGCAUAUUUAAUCUGCAUCUUUUCAAGGCCACUAAUACGCUAAUAUUUUAGGGUCUAAUAAAAACUUUUAUAUGAAAUUCACCAUCCCCUCCCAAUUGUAGUAAUGAAAUUUCAUCUGGGUUUCAAAGGGCAAUGCCAGCAUGCAAUAUAAAAAAAAUCCUUUCUGCCCUCUAAUUGUAGUGUACGCUUAUGUCCUUCAGCGUGUAGAUUGAUACAAGUUUCAGUUGUUGAUGGGGAAAUUCAUAUCAUAUUCAUAUCAUCAAGGUUUUGUUGGUUUUUGUAACCGUUAAAUCUAUUUUUCAGCUUGUGGAAUGUAUCUGCUGCCAUUUCUUCAGUCUUUGUUAUGCAGCUCUUCUUCUCUUACUCCGAAGAUGUUAGUAAUUAUGCUGCCUUUUGUAUUUUUAUUUUUUUAAUAUCCGAGGAAGUCCAUAUAUCCAAGAUGUUUCCUGUUCAUGGGACACAUCUGCCUUAUAAAUGCUUCUGUGUUUGCUUCACUCCAGAGAAAAAAGUUGGACAAACACAUAUGAAUCAGCAUUGCAUGAUGGUACAAGACUUUUCUUUAUUGUGAACUUUGCUUGUGCAAAUAACUGUCAGAGAAGGUCAAAUCCCAGCGCCCGGAUUGUGAUUGGCCUGGAAUUUCACGUUAAAUUCCACUUUUCCUCACAUCAUAACACUUUGGACAUUUUCUUUUUUUUUUUUUUGUCAUUCAAUUUGCUUUUAUUGACAUCAUAACAUUUGGCAAUACAAAGUUAUAUGCAUCGAUACAGAAGGUGGCAAAAAUAGUGUACAUGUCAGUUAUUGUUCAUUUGGUAUAAAGGUAUCGUUAGUAUUUAUGUGAAGAGAGCAAUUUUACAAAGCCAUAGCGAGCAUCUGAUUCCAUUCCUACAUUGCAACAUCUUUCAGCAUUGACAGUUUUCAAGAAGGAACUAGUCUUAGAAAAAUAGAAAGAGAAUAUUUUCACCAUUCUCACAAGUUUUAGACAUGAAAGCUAUAGAGAACACUCAGAUUCAGUCAUUUUAUUAAUUGGUAUGUUUGUGUUGGGAAGCAGAUAAACUGCGAUAAGGCAGAAACUUUAGUGCUCCUGCUGUGACCUUGUCUAGCCCUGCUUCCUGAGAGCGUCUCUACUGAUCCGUUGGGGUGGGGGGUAGGGAGUGGUUGUCGAGUAGUGGGGCGUUUGGGGGUCGAGGGUCCGUCAGGUAGUUUUUGUCCUGUGUGCGCGUUUGUUGUGGGUGUCCCCUUUGCGCUAGUCGCUGUUCUUUGAUGUGUGUGGGCGGUGGCUGUGUGUGUGUCAUGCGUCGGGGUGUAGUCUUGUUGGGGUGUCCCUUCUGUGUUGGUGUCCUUCUGUGUCUGUUUGGGGAUCCUAUUAGUGUCGGGGGUGUAUUGGUCGAGCGGGUGCUGUCCCGGGUUGUGAGGGUUAGGUGGGUUCUGGUAUCGUGGUGUAGUGCACUUGGGUAUUGGGCGUUUGGACAGUCUUGUUGGGUUGGUUCAUCCCUUGUCCAAUAUGUGUUGGUCAUGGUGGGUCUUUGUGGGUGCUGUGGUGUAUGGUCUGUCCUGUAAGGGAGGUGGCGUUUCUGCGAGUGUAGGUGGCAUUCUCAAGGCAGCCUGUCGGCAGUUGGUCAUGUAUUUUAACGUGUGUUGUGGGGGGCGGGUGGGAUGGGAGUGUAGGUUAAUGGGGUGAGGGCAUUGCGGGUGAGGGUAAGGUGCGGGAGGGUAGGGGGUGGGGUGUCAGGUCCCGGGUCCCCACCUCAACCCCCCCCGCCUCCGGGGCAAGGGGCAUCUCCGGCUCUGAGUGGUCGUCUUGGUUUGGUUGGGUCGGUGGUUCAGCUUCCGUAUUGUCGUCCGUCUGUUCCGUCUGGACCGUCCCAUCUGCCUCUGCUGUCAGGUGUUGUGUGGUCCCCGUAAUUGGUGCGGUGGAGGCGAGCCAUUGGAGCCAGUGGUACCAUGCAUCAUGGUAACGUUGUAUGCGUCCCGUUGCGGAGUGGAUGAGUUCCUCGAUGCGUCUGAUGUCUUCCACUCUCGUUAUCCAUUCUCUGAUAGUCGGGGCCAUGUGUUGUUUCCAGUGUCUCGGGAUGAGGCUGCGGGCUGCGUUUAUUAGGUGUGGGAGUGCUGUUUUUUUAAAUUUGUUGAUUGGGGUCUGUGUAAGUUGGAGCAGGUAUGUGUCUGGUGAGAGGGGUAGGUUUGCUUCUGUUAUGGUUGUGAGUAUCUUGUGGAUCUCUGCCCAAAAGGGCUGGAUAAGGGGGCAGGACCACCAUAUGUGGAAGAGGGAUCCCAGUUCUUUCCCGCAUCUCCAGCAUUCCGGGUCAUUUGUGGUUUUCAUCAUGCUAAGUUUUUCCGGUGUCCUGUACCAGUGGGAGAGCAUUUUAUAUCCUGUUUCUUGGAAUUUGGUGGAGACGGAGGCUUUAUGUGUGAGUGUAAAUACCGUUGUCCAUUGUUCCGUUGAAAUUGAGUGUCCUAGAUCCCUUUCCCAGUAUUUUGUGAAGUAAGGGAGGGGUGCGUUAGUGGUGGUGGUGGUUUGCAUGCGAUAUAGUAGCGAUAUCGCGUGUGGGGGGGGGGGGUUCAUGCAUAUGGUCUCGAAUACAGAGAGUGUUCGCGUUGCCGAAUUUAGGGUCGGUAUGCUUCUCAGAAACCUUGUCAGUUGGUGAUAUCUAAAGCGUAGGAGCAUAUUGUGUGGGAUAUUCGGGACCAGAGUGGUCAGGGGCGUGAUUGUGCCUUGGUCAUAGACGUCCUUCACUCUGCAGGGGGUCGGCAGGCCCAGGGCAGCCGUGUAGUGGGGGUCCGAUGCAGGGGCAAAUUUCGGGUUGUGAGAUAUGGGGCAUAAUGGUGAGAGCUCCGGGGCUACGUCUGUGUGAGUCGCCAGUCUCCUCCAAACUGCCAUUGUAGCGUUUAGGGUUGGGUGGUUCCGUGGCAGUUCCCCGGCCAUGGAUUUCGGUAGCCAGGGUAGAAGUGUCAGGGGUAUCCGUGAGAAGCUGGCCUCUAUGGGGAUCCAUAGCUUGUCUUUCGGGUCUUGUGUCCAUUCUAUCACUCGCUGGAGGUGUAUAGCAUGUCUAUAUUUUGUGAUAUCGGGUAGUCCCAGGCCUCCCUGUAGUUUGGGUCUGGUGAGGGUGGCGAAAUUCAGCCUCGGCGUUUUGCGGGCCCAGACGUAGGCCAUCAGUGUUUUACGGGUUUGUGUUAGGAAGGUUUUGGGAAUGUGGAUUGGUAGGGUUUGUAGGAGAUACAAGAUUCGGGGGAGGAUAUUCAUUUUGAGGACACUGAUCCUACCCAGCCACGUUAUGUGCGGGAGUUGCCACGAGUCGAGGUCCUUCUGUAUGCGGUCGAGGAGGGGUGGGAAGUUGAUGCGGUAGGUGUCCGACACAUCAGCCGACAGCCAGAUCCCUAAGUAUUUAAUCCUUUCUUUGCACCAGUGAAAAGGGAACUCUGUUUGCAGUGUAGUUGUUAGUGCUAGGGGGCAGUUUACGUUGAGAAUUUCAGAUUUCGUAAAGUUAAUUUUCAAGUUGGAGAGGGUGCCAUAUAGGUCAAAUUGGUGCGUGAGCUCCCUAAGUGAGGUUGCCGGGUUGGUGAUUGUGAAGAGGAGGUCGUCCGCGUAUGCAGAGACCUUGGUGGCUCCCCAGCUACCCUCGAUUCCAGUUAUGCGGGGUUGGGCUCGAACUGCAUUGAGGAAUGGUUCUAAGCUGAUGGCAAAGAGUAGGGGCGAUAGGGGACACCCUUGUCUAGUGCCGUUUCUGAUCUCAAAUGGGUCGGAGAGAAUCCCAUUAACCUGCACCCGGGCUGCUGGAGCGGUGUAUAGGGCCCAAAUGCGCGUCAUCAUGUGGGGUCCCAGUCCCAGGUGUUCCAGGGUGGACCUCAGGAAAGACCAGUCUACCCUGUCGAACGCCUUCUCCGCGUCGGUCGAGACUAUCAGGGCGGGGGAGUGUCCUUCUCGGGCCGCGUGGAGAAGAUUGAGUGUCUUGAUAGUGUUGUCCCUGGCCUCCCGGCCCUCCACAAAGCCCACCUGAUCAGGGUGGAUAAGGCUCGGCAUCAGGGGCUGGAGGCGCAGGGAUAGUAUUUUGGCAAACAGUUUGAGGUCGGCGUUCAACAGGGAGAUCGGCCUGUAACUGGUACAUGAGGAGGGGUCUUUUCCUUCUUUCGGGAGUACUACGACGUGUGCUAGGAGCAUGUUGGGGUCUAAGGGGUCUCCGUUAUGUAUUGAGUUGAAUAGUGUAAGUAGGUGUGGGACAAGGUUGUCUGCGAACAUUUUGUAGUACUUUGCCGUGUAUCCAUCUGGUCCGGGGCUUUUCCCCAGUUUGGCCAGUUUGAUGGCUAGGCGUAUCUCCGCUUCAGUGAUAUCUUCUUCUAGUGUAGCUAUUUCUUGGGGUGUCAGCGUUGUGGUGAUAUUCUGUUCGAUAUAUGUUUUUUGCCACGCUGUGUGAGCCUCUUCUCCUUCGUGUGCGCGUGUGGUGUUGGGAGGUAGGCAGUAUAGGGAGGAGUAGUAUUGUCUGAAGCCCUCUGCUAUAGCCUUCGGGGUCCGCAGUGUGUUUCCUGCCAGGGAGAUCUUUUGAACAUGGGUUUUCUGUCUCCGGGCUCUCAGCGCCCUAGCGAGCAGUUUACCACUUUUGUUUCCGUAUUCAUAAAACGUUUUUUGUGUGAGUUGGAACUGGAAUCGUAUUUUGGACGUGAGGCAGGAGUUGAGUUUCGCUCUGGUCUCUAGGAGUUGUUUGUAGGUUUCGUCUCGGAGGUCUUGUUUGUGAAGCGUUUCUAGACGCGCCAGUUGGGCAGCAAGGCGUGCUAUUUCCUGUGUGCGUUGUUUUUUCAGGCGAGUGCCGUGUUUGAUGAGGAUCCCUCGGAUAGUGCAUUUGUGUGCUUCCCAGACGGUCGUUGGUGCGCUUUCUGUUGUUUGAUUGGUGGGGAAGAAGUGGUCUAGUGUGUUCCUAAUUUCUGUUUGGAUCAGUGGGUCCUCUAAGAGUGAUUCAUUAAGUUUCCAUGUCCAUUGGGAUCGAAAGGUUCUAGGAUUGUCGAUGGUGAGUGUUACUGGUGCGUGGUCCGACCAGGUCAUGGGGGCGAUGUGGGCUGAACACAGUGUGUCUAGAUCCCUGUGUUGGAUGAAGAAGUAGUCAAUCCUCGAGUAUGAUUUAUGUGGCGCUGAAUAAUAGGUGUAGUCUUUCUCUGUAUGGUGUAGGAUUCGCCAGCAGUCUACAAGUUGGUGAGUUGUCAAAAGGGUCCGCAGUCCUCUGAGGACGUGGUCCGGGAUCGUGGAGCCCCCUUUAGAUGUGUCCAUUUUGGGGUCUAGAGGGGCGUUGAGGUCCCCUCCUAUUAUUACGGUUCCUGCACUGAACGCUUCCAAUUUUCUCAGGGCUGAGGCUAGGAAUGAUUUUUGGCCUUUGUUUGGGAGGUAGAGGUUCGCGAGUGUGAUUUGAGCGUCCCCUAUGUGUCCUUUGAGAAAAAGGUAUCUGCCUUCUCGGUCUUUCUCUUCUGCUUCCAGGCGGAACUGGGUGUCUGCCGAGAAUAAUAUAGCCACUCCCUUGGAUUUGGUGGAGGGGUUAUGCGCGUAGUAGCCGGUUGGGAAGUAUUUAUCUGAGAAUUUGGGGGCUUUUGUUGCUAGAAAGUGUGUUUCUUGGAAGAAAGCUAUUGAUAUCUUAAGUGCUCGAAUUUCUCGCAGCGCUCUUGCUCGUUUUUGUGGGGAGUUCAGGCCCUUCGCGUUGAUUGUGUAGAGGUUAAUUCCUAUCUCUGCGUGCCCGGGGGCGUGGGGGGCGAGAGGCGGUGGGCCCAUCGUAUCCAGGUGGCGGGGUGUGGAGUAGGGGAGGAAAAGGGGGGGGGAGAUGGAAGGGGAGGUUAGAUGGGUUUGAGGGGGUAGUUCAAGCGGUGUGGUGUGUAGCGGUUGUGUCGAGUCGCAGAGGCGACUGUUGUAAGGGGUAAUGUGCCACUGGUAGGUGUGUGUCCGGGAACCAAGGUCCUCGUAGUCACCUCACAGUCUCUUGGCAGUGAACCCGUGGGGCAGGUGGCGUCGGUGGUUAGGUAGGUCACCUACUUUGGGGUGUCGUCUAGUGACGUAUCACUGUCUGUCAGCAUCCGUCUCCUGCUGCCUAAUAGUGGUGGAUGGUCGUGAUGGUCGCCCCUGGGCGUUAUCUUGUUAUCGUUGCGCUAUUGUGUCGGGAGCGUGCAUACGGAUAUAAGAACAGUAUUCGUGAGAACAACAUAAUAACAGCAUAUCAAAACAUGGUUACACAAAUUAUAUCCCAGUAUCAGGGAGAACAUCAGAAACUUUUAUGAACAUUUAAAGAUGGUUUGGGUGUGUUCGCACAGGGGGCCCCUCAUGGAAUAGAAUGAGGUUUGCACCCCGUGGUGCGCCGUCACCCCACACCUUUUAUAUAACAGGGUAGGAGGAGGAGGGCAAAAAGUAAGGGGGGGGAGGGGGGGAAGGGGUUCAGGAAAACAAAAAAAAAAACACACCCCCAACAAUACACUCAAUACACUUUGUUGGAACCAGUGAGCGCAGGUGUCUCCGUCGCCCGGUGGGAACCUCUCGGUUGUUCACAGGGGGCGAGGCAGAGUCGCUCUCAACAGUAAUUCGGAUGUACACAAUUAUGAGUCUGCUUGAGGAACACGGAGCAUUCAUCUUACGGUAUGUAGUGGUUGGUGAGUGAUCCGUUCCCUCCUUCUAGCGUGUUCGUGGUGUCUGAGGUGUGUUUCUGUUGGACGCCUCAGAGGUGCGUUUGAUACCUGGUUGCCUGUGUUGCAGGUAUGGUCUGUGUGUAUGUCUGCGGUUUGAUUAGAUAGUGAGGGUGUCUGGGUGCAUCUUGGGUGUAUUUGGGGGGGUUCCCUUCCUGGUGUAGCGGAUGUGUGUGUGUAUGUGUGUGUGUGGGUGAGUGUUAGUGUCAAGGUGUGUAAGCUAGCCCGCAAGGUAUACUUGCACUUGCGAUUCGUUCUACGGUGGUGGAAGCCGUGGCCAGCAGUCCAGGGUGAUGCCAGGGUGUCAGUUCAAGGCAUCAUGUCAGUGGUCGUCUCUAUAGGGUGUUUGGAGCUUGGCGGGUGUGGGUCUAUGUCCCGCAUUGUGGGGCAAAGGAGUCUUGUGUGGAGCCGGCCAAGAUAUUGGUGCACUGGCGAGUCCUCUGGGGUUGUCUCUGUUGAGUUAGUAGCGUUCUUGGUGGUGUUGAGCAAGUCAUGGACUCGGGGGGCAAUAGAUGUAGGCCCAGUUAGCCGGUGAAGCAAGGUGGUUCUAGGCCUUUGGGACGGUGAGAUGUGGGUGGGUUACCGUUUUUGGUGGUGUCUUGGCGGCGGUGAGUCGCAAUCUGCUUUCUCCCUUUGCUUUCCUGGAUGCGGAGUGAUAGAGAAAGAGAAAAAAAAAAAAGGAAAAAAGGGGGGGAGUAGGUGUCUCUGGAGGUGCCGUAUCCCUCCUGCUCCCCUCAGCGUGGUCGUUAAUGCGUUGCACGGUCGUGGUCAGGCUGGUGGUGCAGGGUGGGUGGCGGGGGGGGGUGUAGGCAGGUGGUGGUGUCUCCAUCUCGUUAUUCCUCAGGGUCAAUUAGUCGGUGAUGGGUGCGCGGGGCGUCCCUGUCGGGCCCCUGGUGGAUGGUACGUUGUGUUGGCCUCCCUGUGAGGCGUUCAUUAAGCGGGCAUGCAGUCCAGUCCGAAAUAGGGGUGCGAGGGAGGUUUAGAGCCUCCUGGAAGGCCAGUACAUCUUGCGGCAUGCGAAUUACUGCUUCUGUGGUGCCCUGUCUGGCUGAGAGGGCGAAAGGAAAUUGCCAUCUGUAGCGGAUUUGGGCGUCUUGCAGGGCGGCGGUGAGGGGCCGCAAGGCUCUUCGGGCCUGUAGGGUGAGGUGGGAUAGGUCAUUGUAAAGUUCUAUAGCCUGUCCCUCUAUUCUCCAGGUUCUUUCUGUGCGUGCUUUUCUCAUAAUUUCUUCCUUUAGUUGGAAGUCUGGUAUGUGGCAAAUUAAGUCCCUGGGGGGAGCACCCGGGGGGGGCUUGGAUCUUAGUGCCCUGUGUGCCCUGUCCAUGUGGAUGCGGGCGUCCCUGGGUCUGCCCAGUAUGCGAUUAAAAAUCGGGGUCAGCGUGGCCCUGGCGUCUUCUGUUGUGUCAGAUUCUCUGCAGCCUCUUACCCUGAUGUUAUGCCUGCGGCUGCGGUUAUCAAGGUCCUCUAUGUGGAGGCGCAGAUCUUGUAUGUGCCUGGAGUGGGCCUCUGUAGCUUGUAUAGCAGGGCAGUGUGGGUUGGGGCCCUGUGUCUCUAGUGCCUGUACCCUUGUCUCAAGCGCUGUGAGUGAGGUGCCUAGGGCUGAGAUCUCUGUGCGCAGGGUGGCUUUUACCUCAUCCAGUAGUGUCUGGAAGUCCUCCUUUUUCGGCAGGGACGUGAACAGUGUGUACCAGUCUGGUGUCUGUGGGGCUUGCCGGCUGCUGUCAGUGCGCGGGUAUUCCUCCGACAGCAUGGAGCUCGGGGAGGAGGGCGCCAUGUUGGAGGCCUCCUCCUGGGAGAGGAAAUCCCCUGGUGUGUGGAGGUAGCUGCGGAUGGAGGGGUGCGAGCCGGUCCCCUGUGUUCUCGGCGUGGAGGGGGUCAUCUGGGCUCUCUUGGUACGUCCCAUGGGUGCCAGGUCGUGCUAGUGCGGUGUGUUUUUUGCGGCUGGGAGCGGAGCUCGGGAAUUAGGCAGCCAUUCCUGUUCGGCGCCAAGCCACGCCCCCCGACAUUUUCUAAUGGUUUGUGAGCUAUAAUUUUAUGCACCCAAGCCAUAUUAUGCAUACAUUUAAAGUUUUAUUUAUGCAUCCCAAGCUAUCUGUAACCAUAAUUUUCUAGUCAACUCUCCUGUCAAGAAAAAAACUGGUGAUAUAAAACCAUAUUUUCCCAUAUGCUAAUUUUAUAAAGUAUAUUCCUAUGAAUAAUGCACAUUUAAUGCAGAUUUCUUUAGUUAUACAGGUAUGUCUUCAGGUGCGUGCUCAGUACAUCUUGCUAUGACAUCCAAUGUUAUUGAUUUUCAAUGGUGCCAAUUGACCCAUUACAUCCUUAGUGUACAUGGCUAAAGAGCAUACCAACAAAGAGGGUGUGGUUAAAUUGGUUGUCCAUCAAACCAGGCCUGUUGUGAAUUGUCAUGGCCUCUGUAUAAAUUGGCUCUUGAUUUGAUAAUCCAAGUCACCUAGGGUCACUGAGCUUUAUCAAAAAUUAUUUUCCAUAUCGAAUUCCACACUCGGGUUGAUGUUUAUGGCUUGUAGAAUGCCAGUAUCUUGUUUCAGUAAUCAAUUUGGCUUUUAGCCCUGCUGAGGUCAAAUGACCCCCAAUAUAUUGGCAACAACAAAACAGGCAUCCCACCAAUCAAAUUCUGUGCAUUUAUAUAGGACAUAUUUUAAUAUAUUAAAAAAAUAGCUUUUUGUUUUGUUUUGCGAUGAUUGAGUGCAGUAGAACAGCGGAGUGCUAUACUGUGAGCCAAGCCCAUUAUUGCAAAUUGCUGUUUGGCCAUAUAUGACCCAUCUACUGAAUGUAGGUGAAGAAAUUGGUGCACUUGCUGUGAACUUGCCAACGAUGUAGAGUAGAAUUGUGCCCCUAUCGAUGAGUUAUUGCACAAAUCCUCAGUGUUUGGCAUCCAGGUACUAUAUGCAUCUGUCCGCUUCCUACAUGUGUUUAGGUACAAAUACACAGCAUGACAAAUAGAGUGCAUUUUCUUUUUAGAAAGUCACGUGGUCAGACCAGACUUCUUUAUCCAAUUGCUCGCUGGAUAUAUGCCGUUUGUACCUGGUAUAAAUGUAUAUACAUAUACUGAUUUUGUUUUUAGUUAUACUCUUUGCAUAAACUUGCAAGCGAUGGUGUUGCCGUAAUAUUUCUGUGCAUUUUGGUUCAAGGCUAAAGGGGGGGGGAGGGGGGAGAAAACGGACCCAAAAUUACAUCUGUAUUCUCGCUGGCUAAGUGGAACUAAUCAGCCAAUCUGAAUACAACUGGGAUUCAUAUCUUAUUCAUUGACCAGAAAAUCCACAGAUGUGGAUAAACAAAUAACUGCUCCUCCUCUGCUUGCUGUAAAUUGCAAGCUCCAGGGACUAGAGUGGUAAAGAUGUGCAUGUUCUGUAACCUUGUGCAUGAUGUGGAAAUUUGUUUUGGGGUGGGGGUUAAGGCACUUGGUUACACAUGCCUCUGGAAUGUAUGGUCUUAUUGUCCUGUAAUUAUGGGGGACUCCCUCCCCCACUUAGAGUAAUUUUUAUUACACUAUUUCUGUAGUGUAAUGUUGUCUUCCACAGUCUUCGUCUGUUUAUAAUGCUUUUCCUUUUGUUAAGAAUUCUCUAUAAUCCUGUUAAACAGUACUUAUUCUUUAGUUUCUUGUGCAACUAGUUCUCUCUAGGUUCUCGACACUUGUAUCUAAAACUUAUAACAGUAAGGAUUUGGGAGGAACCUUGAAUUUCAGCAUUACUGUUGAAUGGUGCUCUGAAACCCAGCCGCUAGAGGUUUAUGGCUGUAGGCCUAUCUUUGACUUGUCCUGUAACAGGGACACUCUUAUCUCUUUUUCCAGUCAGGAAGUAAAAAUAAACACUUUUGUAACACUGGGUUUUAAAACAUGAAUGCCAUAGAGAUAAACGUGUCCCAAGUUGCAGAUGUCAUAUUUAAAACCUGUAUUCUGUAAUUGCAGCAGACUUGGUUUCUUGUCUGCUGCUGAGAAAUCUAGUCACCUGGGUGCAAAAAGUCCCAGAAGAGAGAUGGCAUACAGCAAUAACUGGCAUUGUUAACCUAUUCAUGGCCUUAAUAGUGUCAGACCAUUACCUAGCAUCCCGUUUCCCAAAUGUUUUUGUUUGUGCUUUUUAUACUGUAGCUAUGCCACGUUUAAAAGAAGAGUGGUAAGAACUUUUUUUAAGAUGCUAAUUAAGACCUUGUGACUGAGUCAUUGGUAAAAUAUUUAUGUACCACGCAGUGCAAUGUCAAAAUCUCAUCACGUUUCUUCCUUUAAACUGGUGCUAUUGUGAGAUGUUCUGGUAAUCAGUAGAGUUUUAAGUAGACCUGUCACUCACAAAAGGUGUGAAUGAAACGUUCACUAAAUUCAUCUGUCUGUGUCGAGCUGUCAAAAUUACUAUCACACCUGUACCUUCAUUGGAGACACUUCUUGUAUAGAAACAACAAAAUGGAAAGCACUACCUGUGCUUGCUUUUAGUAACAGUGGUGAUAAUUUUAAGUUAUAAAAAAUAAUUGCAAAUACAAUUAUUUAUAUUUUAGUGCCACUGUCUGUGGUUGCACAAUGCUAGACUAGAGAUAUAGAUUUUUUAAUUUUUUUUGUGGGGGAGGGGGUGGGUUAUUUUUAAUUGGCUUUGAAGUUAAGCUUGCAAAGACUGACUGCCUUGAUGUUGGCUGUCUCUUCCUGUAUAAAAGCCAAAUAAUGGGUAUAUUAGCCACAAUGUGUGUGGGUUUUUUUUUUUUUUUUUUGCGCCAGUCAGACCUACUCUGUCUUGCCAUGUUCCAUGUGGGAUAUCUCCCAUCCCCAAUGGAAUUAGCUGAACUGCCUCAGCUGACAGCUAUCCAAUAUAGCAGCUUGCUUUUAAUAUCGAAUGGUACUUUUAGAUCCUGACCUAACUGCCAACACAUCAUUCUGCAGUCACAUUGAAAACACAUGUUCUCUGCAGCAAACCCUUAAUGACUUUGCUUCCUAUGUAAACUCUAAAAAUUCCUGGAAUAAACAUGCAGAUUAAUUCAGAAAUUAAGUUACAAUUAGAACUUGUUUAAGAGCUUUCAAAAAUAGGGUUAAAUGAUAUUUAUAUACAUAUGCUAAGUUUACUUGUAAAACUGGGAUUUUUGUGUAGGGUCUUUUAUUUAUUUAUUUUUUGUUUAAUGUGCCAUCUUGUCUGAAUAAAAAUUCUAAUCUGGAAGUCACUGGAUGGAAGAUCUAGAUUUUGGGGCAUCAAAAUAAUCCUAUUUUUGAGUACUGACCAGACUGCAAAUCGCAUGUAUCCUGGAAAGAUUUCCCUACGUCAAAACGUCGGUAACCCUAAUAACCUUGUUCUUCCUCCCCCCUACUAGGGUAUUGAAGCCACCCGGAGGAGGAUCAAGUUGCAUUUUUGGAAACCCUGAUGAUGCCCCCGCUCCAACAAGGUCACACAAAAUGUCUUCCAACAUCUUUGGGUCACAAGCAGAGCCUGAAAAUGUACCAAAAAGGUCCAACCCUCCAGGUUAGUUAAACAGCUGUAUAAUGGAAAAUUAACUCGUACUUGCCAUUAAUUUUAUUUUUCGGUAAUGGGCUACUGCAGCACUAACAGAGGUGGCUCCUCCCACCACUCACAAUCAACCAAAAUAAGCAAUUAAACAUUUUAAGUAGAUACCAGACGUUUUAACCAUGUGACCCUCCGUUCAUUAUAAAGCCACCCACACAAGAAAAUAUCACCAGUACAAGUUAAUUUUAAGUUUUCCUGGCCAUGGCCACGGUACCACCUAACAGGGCAAUGCCCAGGCAUAAAAAUAAGGUUGGGGGGAGAUAAAAAUAUAACACAUAAGUACUAAUAGAAACGUAUAAAUAUAUUAAACAGAAAUAAACAAAACUGUUGAGGCCUGAAGGACCGCUUUGCCAAAGGAGGCUUCCUCUGCCAACCUCACAUCCAUUUGAUAAUGCUUAAUGAAGGUAUUAGCUGAGGACCAUGCAAAAAAAACUCUUCUUUUACUCUAAGAAAUAAAUAUUGACUGUGCUAACAAAUGUAUAGAUUGAAGCUUGGCUCUACAUCUAUAUGAUAUUAGCAUAGUGUUCUACUUCCCAUACAUGUACAAAAUACUGUGAGAAACUGCAUAGUUUUCCUUAACAUCUUGUGAAAUUUCACGUGUCAAUACUUCUAUUUAUUUUCCUAUUAUCAGGUGGAAAACCUAGCGGCAUCUUUGCAGGUCCUGCACCAGCGCCAGUCUCUCAACGAGCGCACCCUCAAUCAGGUGGGAAAAGCAACGUUCUGUUUGGAGAAGGAAACAUCCCAACAAGCCCCAAAGCACAUCCCAACAAACCAAAGGUACCAGAUCAUGAUUUGUAGACAUCUUAAACAAUUUCUACUGAGGGCUCAAACUGUCAAAUCAUAACCUACUAACCAGGUCUAAAAAGGUACUUGACUAGAUAAAUGCUAGUAAACCGUUUCUGAUCUAAAUUUUGUGCUGAAAGUGUGGAAAGUCCAUGUGUGUGGAAUGUGAUGAAUUGGCCCUGAUGUUCAGUCAUGGAGGCAGGGCCAGGUGCUGCGAGACCAGCACAGCGUGGGCGAAAAAGGUGCACAAAAAACCCUUUCCUUUGCGAUUGUAGUGGUACCGGUCACCUGGAGACAGACAGACAUUAAUGUGACCACCUAGCCUCCCUACCUUUUUGGGAGAGUUUGAGUGGUUCAGCUUUCCCUGUGGUCCAGUGGGGCUUCAGUCAUUAACCUGCUCUGCUCUAUAGAAAGCUGUUUACUGAUGCCGGGGCCGGAAUGUCGUCAUAUUCUGGCUCCCGACAUCACUAGAGGGCGAGGGAGCAGAGCAGGGAGGUUACAGCUCCUUCGCACACCUGCCUGUUGGCUCAAUCUUUCAGGAGCCUCCGUCUGUGCGCCCACCCACCCACUCACCCUCUCUCUCAGCUGGCUGACCACAUGCACGCACGGCAAUGCUCUCCCUCAGCAGGCUGACAGACUGCAUGUCCAUGUAAGUAAGCCCAUGCUCUUUAUGAGCCGGCCGGCCAGCCGCCUGCACUCAUAGGCAGCCGACCAUCUCAGGGGCUAAAUGGGCAAACAAAUUCCAGGCACCAGGACAAAAAUCCUAGUAGCCAUGGUGCCUGGGAUUUGUCAAGCCCUGUUCUAUUUUACCAGUGUGGCUGAAGAUGGGGCUACUGUACUGGGUAGAGUCCCAGUUUCAAAGUGCUCCAAAAUGGCCUUGAGAUUGUUUGACAAACAAGGAGUGGUGCCUAAACACUAUUUAAUGCUAACACCCCUUAACACCACCUUCAGCUUAUUGAAGUUAUUAGUCUGGACACCAUCUUCGCUUUCAAAGUUAGACUAGUUAGCAGAGGUUGUCUAGUGGCUUUGAUGUAGUGUCCUUUUAAGGCUUCUUGUUUGAUGCCGCCUUACAUGUUCACCUUCUUGCAUAUAUCUUCAACUCUAUAAAUUUCAAUGAGCCUUUAAUUGCUUGUGUUUGCUAGGCACUUUGAAUACAAUACCCACAUAGCAGUUAGCCCCAUAUAAUGACUGAGCAUUUAAACACCACUGUCACCUCUCACAUAGGUAUUAGCUCCUCGUUGGAAGCCUCUCUCUCAUUCUAAAUCAUAAUCAGACAAUUCCUCUGUAGUAUUGGUCCCACAUGGCAUCUCUCAGGUCUGUGGUUAUCGUGCAACUGUCUGCAGAAACUAGUUACUAUUCCAAGGAAUUUCCAUGGUGUGUUUUAUUAAAAAAAAUAAAAAAAUUAUCAGGGUUUUUUAGCAGCAGUUUGGAUGCCCGGACUCACUACCGGUGUGCAGUCUUAAAAAUAUUAUUAAAUAAACCAAAACUAGCAUUUUCAGUGAACAGAAUGACAACACCCCUUGUUCUUCAAUGUUAAAGGUGCAGUGUAAAUAAUAGAAAAUACAGUUGCAUUUCAGAAAUUACAUUGAUAUUUGAUCAUAUAAUAUCCUGCUGGUUUUUUUUUUUCUCCUUUCAGGACAAUAUUACUUUAAAAGAACCGGAAGUUAAAGCACAAAGUACCCCAGGUGUGUUGCUCAGAUUUUAAUUUUCUUGCAUUCACCUUAAGCAAAUGGUUAAAAAAUAAAAUAAAAUAAAAAUCCAUGGUCCUCCACUCGUGUAAUGUAGGUGGAGGGAAGAGAGUAACUACAGUUGGAGCUCUUUGUCUACAUGUUGGGAUUCCAGGGGGUGUAGAGGACUAUGGGAAUUUUAUUCAUUAGCAGUUGAUUUGCUGGUUUAUUACAUUUGCUACAUAUUGUAAUUUCCUCUGCUGUAUAGCCCUUUUUAUUGUAUUUUCAGCCUAUUCACCCACCAUCUAUAAUUUUUUAUUUUUUUUUGUGCAAUUAUAAGUGCUGUAACCAUUUCAAUACUGUGCUUCAUGGUACAUCGUUGUUGUAGGAGCUGGCCAUGGUUUUGUGUAAAACAGUUGAGUGGUGUAACACAGAGGGUCUCCUAGAUGAUGAUGAUGGUGGUCGGGCCACUUGCUCUAAAAAGUUACAAGUAUAUAUCUCUUUGGGGAGUUUUGAGUGAUUCAGAGUUUUGUGUUUAAAACAUUGGCAAUAUGCUCACACCCUGAUCACGCUGCCAAGAGGAGGAAUAAAAACUGAUCUCAAAUAGGAAUCUGCUCUGCCGUAGACCUCAGCAUUGUUUUUGUAGAAUCCAAGCUGCUGUUGCUGAAGUGGUGGUGGGUUUGGUGCAACCUUGGAAAAGAUUUGUUCUGGGAGUAGACUUCCUGCCCACUGUUAAAUGGUUAUUCACCGGGCUGACCCUGCAUAGUCUUUGCACAUCGGGUACAUAAGUUGGUGGGUCUGUUUUUGUGGUUUCUUUGGUUUGUGGUUAGUUUUGAUCUAUCAAAGCAUUAUUCCCGUAGUGGCAAGGCAUGUCCCUUUAUUAACUCUUCAGUCUGUCUUUGCAGUGAAAGCCGUUCCUAAAGCUGCUCCAUCAAUUGAAGAAAAACCACCAACCCCAAAGGAGGUGCGACCUGCUGAGCCAGACCCAGCAAUGGCUGCAUAUGAGCCCCACCUUGGUCCAAGGCCACGGUCUCACAACAGAGUCCUGAAUCCACCAGGAGGCAAAUCUAGCGUCACCUUCUACUAAUGGCUGUAGUUACGAGGGUGAUACCAUAUUGUUUCACUGUAUGCAAACAAAGCAGAAAUGAAUUUGAGGUGGGGGGCGGGGGGGUGGUUAUGAAUGCUUGGUCCUAAAGUUCUCUUGAUCUUCUGAAACAUUUACAAGGGCUCCCAAUUAGUGUUUUAAAGUCACACACAGGUUCAGGUACAACUAAAAUCUGAGCAGCCAGUGCCAAAUUACUUCAUUCACCACAGUUUGAAUUGGAAUUCACUACCUUGUCCUGUUCAUGAUAACCAAUCCGAAGCAAUAGAACAUGUGAAGGACUAUAUUCGUUUAGAGACUAUUUUUAAAUUGCUAUUUAAAUGUAUCCUGAUUGGCAGGCCUUUCCCCAUGUCUUAAAAAACAGAAUAACUCGGGAAGGGUUUAUCUUCGGAAUGUAAGGGAAAAUUAUAUUAAAUUGCAUGUUUGGUUCAAAGUCUAUGUUCCUACUUUAGAUUUCAGUUGGUCAACCCCUUAAGGAUCAAUGAUAUGCUGUGUCAAUGUGCUUCGUUACGACCCUGUGCCACUAUGAAACCGGCUUGGUACACCCCCUGCUGUCACUAUCAGAGUAUGGCAUCUGAUUUUAAUAUGGAAUCCUUUAAGACUACAUGGUUACAAUAGACUUCUGUCACUAGUCCUUAGGGAAUUAGGCAUUUGCACGCCAGAAUGUUUUGAGCCAGAGGGGAAGAAAAUCAUAUCCACUUGUCUGUCUGUAACUGGCAUCCAUUUGCCUUCAUACCAUACGACUAGAUGCUGCCUUUGUUUUGAGUGUUUAAUCCUUUAUCCUGCUAGACACUGGUACUAGUCUUCUGUACUCUGCAUGGUACAAUCUUCCGCUUGAUUUCCAAAAGGCUGUUGUGUGCUUUCAAUUUGUUGUUGGAUCUAUGGUAGUGCAGGCUGUUCUCUGGUGUCUUGUCUGACACUCUUCUUUAAAGUUUGAUCUAAUUCUGUUCCCUUGUUUCACUUUAUUUGGUUGUUUAUAUCCGGCACUAGAACCCACCCCAUCCAGUCAUCUUCCAACUUUUUAGCCUGUGUUGCCUUACACCCUAGUGGCAUCUCUUAUCGUUGUGUUAAACAAAACAAAAAAUCUUUAACACUUACCUUCUCUAGUGUCUCCAUGUGGUGGGAGACUUCAGGCAAAUGUUUAGAACAAUCAUCCUGUAUAUAAAUACUUUGAGCGUUGCUAAUAGAUCCCUUUCCUUGUAGCUUGUGGUUUAUAUGGAUGUUCUCUGUACUGUGCUCUUUGAAUAAAUUAACCGUAUGAAUAGCAGUAAGUCGGCAGUUUCCCCUUCGAGCGUUAGUCCCAAACAAAAGGAAUUGGAAUUUGCAGAAAGUGGCACAUUUCGCAAUGUCACUCUUUUUAGCUUAUGUUGCCUCUUCAUUCCUAAAAUGAUCCAAAGACACCAUAAUUUUCUGUUAUAAAGGAAUACUGUGGUGUUCACGUUCACAUCUAUACAGACCCCAGCUUUUUGAGCUAAAUUUUAGAUUUGUUUUCAAGUUGGAAAUGGUUCCAAAAAAAAGUAUUCAAAAACAUUUAAUUUCCUAGAUGUAUUGCAGUAGGACUGGCAUUAGGUUGAUCAAGGUGCUAUAAAUCCUUUAAACAGUGCAGAAAAGUCAAAUAUGACGUUAUAGAGCAGAAAGUACUGGUUUUAGCUAUAGCGUCUGCUGAUUCUGAUUUUGGGUAUAUCACCUGUAAGCGAAAACAUGGAUUGCAUCACUUGCGUAUAUGGGAGUUAACCCCCACCUCUCUCAAUGCUCAUUUUAAAUCCUUCACAAUGUAUUGCUCAUCUGUACAUCCUUUAAAAUUGAGUAUUAAUACGACAUUGGAGGAGCAAGUCUGCUUCAGAUAUAAAAUGUACCCUUUCAUUGUGCUAGCAAAUUGUAGUCCCUCGUGGGGGUUUGUAUUCUUCUUGUGGUAGAUUAGUACAUGCUCUUGUUCAGUAUGCAGAGGUUUUAGGUUUAAAAUGAGUACCGGAGGGUGUGCUAAGCUAUUUCUCAGUGUAUAGAGAUUACAGCCAGGAUAGCUAGAUUAGGACUCCGCUGGGCUAGUAUUGAAGAGCUGCCAUCACACAGCCCUGCUUUAGAGCUUAGACGCUCCUAGGCUAGUGUGUCUAGGUACCAACUCAUCAGGCUGUUCUUUCUUGGAACCAGAAGUGGCGUUGUUUAAUUUCUCACCCAAUGCAGCUAGCCUUUUCUACACUACGUAGAUAAUCCCCAGUGAUGCCAAAUAAAGCCCUUGCAUAUAUGUUCUGUAUUUCAAUGAGCAGGACUUCUGUUAUUGUUAUUGCGACUGCAGUACGGAUCAUGUAACAGGUUCAUGCCUAAUAUUACCAAAUCAUGUACCCUAUAAAACAAAGAUGGCUCAAUGAUUUUAUAAUAAAUCAAAUCAGCCAAUCAUGCCAGACUCCUCUUAGAAUGUAUAUAUUGUUUGAUCGGUGAAUUCUGUUCCUUAUACAAAGUAUAGGUGCAUGACCUUAUCAUAUCGCUGGACUAUGUGCUGGACCUGGUCAUGUAAACCAAACAGAAGCCAGUGCUGCAAUUUUCUGUUCAAUUUGAGGCCUUAAACUAAUCCUCUUUACAUGUACAAUGCUCUUUGUGGGUUUGUUUGUUCUUUUUCUAUACUGAAUGUACAGGUUGUGGGGUCUUGUUAUGUAGCGGCUGGCAUCCUCCUCUUAUUACAUUUCUCAAACUGAUGCCAUUUAUACUGUUACCAUAAUGCGCCUCAAUAAACUAUGUAUUUUGUUAAUGAAC